AUGAAUGAAUGCGGAGUGGAGCGGAAGAGCGGGUCGAAUAGCAUCUUCACCCCGCAAAUCGAGCCCACUCGCUUUGUUCUUUUACUUGAGCUUGAAUUUUUGCCAACCGCUACCGCUUUCAUCCUCGUCAUAAACAACAUCAACUCAUCAUUCAGUGCCGAAACUCUCCAACUCGGCUUCACCGCCGACCGCCAGUGCGCUCAAUACAACGAAAGAUCGGUUCAUGCUACAUCUGCCAUUCUCAAUACACAGACAACGAUGGAUCUCCUGUCUACCGUUCGAAAGAGCGGGUCGCGGGGAGGCGUCAACUUCAGCUGGGAUGACGUCGCAACCUCAUCGCACCGCGAGAACUACCUCGGUCACAGUCUCAAGGCACCGGUGGGUCGAUGGCAACAAGGGCGCGACCUGACGUGGUAUGCCAAGUCGGAGCCGUCAGCCGCGAACAGUAACGAGACCGAGGAGGAGCGCCAGGCGCGCGAGCGCCGAGAAGAGCUGAGGAAAGUCAAGGAGGCAGAAGAGGAUGCCAUCGCCAAAGCGCUGGGCCUGCCGCCUCCCCAGAGAGAUGCCUCUGGCGCAAACGCCGUCGAGGUGAAUGCGUCUAGGAUGCCGGCGCGACCUGCCAACCCAGAUGUCGACGACAGCAAAACGAAGAGUGCGCGCGAGAGCACAAGGAGGCACGAGCGCAGAUCAGACGACCGGCGUAGGGAGAGGAGGGACUCUCGGGAUGGUGGCAGGAGACACCACAGGAGACAUCGGGAUCGGAGCGGGAGCCGCGACCGCGAGAGACGGAGAGACCGAUCACCACGGAGGAGGGACGGCUCCCGCGAUAGGGAUAGGCGCCCACGUGCCGAUGGCGCGAGGCACAGGAGUCGCAGUCCCAAAGGCGAUAGACGUGACCGGAGGGAACGAUACCAUGGGCGAAGUCAGAGUCGAAGCCCGGACCGGCGAGAGAGGCGCAGGCGCAGUCGAAGUAGGGAUGACCGCGAGAAUAGGCGGAGGGAUUCCGAUACACGGCAGAACACCCGUGAUGAUCACUAG
Thyridium curvatum is the source of this 1038-nucleotide messenger RNA. RefSeq lists its product as uncharacterized. The transcript is spliced from 2 exons. The record is from RefSeq and is a predicted model, not a curated record. Lineage: Eukaryota; Fungi; Ascomycota; Sordariomycetes; Thyridiales; Thyridiaceae. The coding region runs from base 1 to 1038 and encodes 345 amino acids.